Xenopus laevis (African clawed frog) is the source of this 2010-nucleotide messenger RNA. RefSeq names its product GATA binding protein 5 S homeolog (gene gata5.S). Gene Ontology annotation, cellular component: nucleus. NCBI's taxonomy places the organism in Eukaryota, Metazoa, Chordata, Amphibia, Anura, Pipidae. Gene Ontology annotation, biological process: regulation of transcription by RNA polymerase II; positive regulation of DNA-templated transcription; cell fate commitment. The record is from RefSeq and is marked provisional. Gene Ontology annotation, molecular function: zinc ion binding; DNA-binding transcription factor activity; DNA-binding transcription factor activity, RNA polymerase II-specific.
GCUCAGUCGUAGGAUCCUUAUUACUCCGAUUAGAUCGAAACAAGUCGCUCUAGAGGAUUUCCAGCCGGAGCCACGCUCAGCCAAUCUCUCGUCGGAGUCGCUGGUAGGAAGGCUCAGCCGGAGCUGUGAGGUUUGUAGCACCGGAUCAUGUACCCCAGCCUGGCCCUCACUGCCAACCAUGCCCAGCCGGCCUACUCCCACGACACCCCAAACUUUCUGCACUCCACGGGCAGCCCCCCGGUCUAUGUGCCCACCAGCAGGAUGCCAGCCAUGCUCCAGUCCCUGCCCUACCUUCAGAGCUGCGACACUGCCCACCAGGGACACCAUCUGGCCAACCAUCCGGGAUGGGCACAGACUGCCGAGAGCCACGCGUUCAAUGCCAGCAGCCCCCACACGCCAACCGGAUUCUCUUACUCACACAGCCCCCCAGUGGGCAACAGCAGCGCCAGGGACGGUGGCUACCAGAGUCCCCUGAUCAUGGGUGGCGGUGCCAGGGACCAGUAUGGCAAUACACUGGUGAGAACUGGCUCUUACCCCAGCCCUUAUUCCUAUGUGGGCGCGGAUAUGCCCCCUUCUUGGGCUGCUGGACACUUUGAGGGAAGCAUGUUGCACAGCCUGCAGGGGAGACAAUCCUUAUCGGGUCGGAGAUCCAGCCUGGAGUUCCUAGAAGAGUUUCCUGGAGAGGGAAGAGAAUGUGUGAACUGUGGGGCUAUGUCUACCCCUCUGUGGAGAAGAGAUGGAACGGGCCAUUACCUGUGCAAUGCCUGCGGGCUGUACCACAAAAUGAACGGCAUGAACAGACCACUUAUCAAGCCACAGAAAAGACUGUCUUCCUCCCGGCGAGCUGGCCUUUGCUGCACAAACUGUCACACCAGCACCACAACCCUCUGGAGGCGCAACUCAGAAGGAGAGCCAGUGUGUAACGCAUGCGGAUUGUACAUGAAACUACACGGGGUGCCUCGUCCUCUGGCCAUGAAGAAAGAAAGCAUUCAGACCCGAAAAAGAAAGCCCAAAAAUAUCGGCAAAGGAAAGACUUCCACAGGCUCGUCAACAUCCGCCAACAACUCUCCGUCUUCAGUUACAAAUUCCGACCCCACACCUGUGUUAAAAACAGAACCCAACAUCACAUCCCAAUAUUCGGGCCAGGCAAUUGUACCAGUCUCCCAGGGCCAUAGUCAAACAGAUGAUCUGGUGAACGGAUCCCACGAGCUAAAAUUCAUGCCAGACGAAUACACCUACAGCCCCACUGCUCUCAGCCAGCAAUCAGGGCUAAGUGUUCCCCUCCGCCAGGAAUCAUGGUGCGCGCUGGCACUUGCCUAAAUCUGAACUGUACUGGAGCACACUGAUGUGUGUGUGUUUACCAGCUCCUGGGAGCCGAUCCCUGCAGAGAGGAGAAUGCUCAAUGCCUUCUGAAGGAUACAAGGUAAAAUAACCGGUGCCGCGUCCAGAAGAAAUGGAUCCGUUGCUGAAAUUUUGAGCUGGGAAGCCGCUGAAAGACAAUGACUUUUUCUCUCUCUCACUAAAUGGUUAUAUGGUGGUAUCUUGGGUUUCUGAUGAUCCUAUUCCUCACUUGGGAGCAUUUGCUAUAGAAACUUCAUGCACUCUUCCACAGAAGAACCCAAGGGGCCGAGCUGACAAUCAAACCAGGGACAGUGAUUACGAACUCUUCUUUCUUUUCAACAAAACAAUCUGCUUCAUAACCAAAAGUCCUUAAAUGACAAUCAGGGGAAUCGCUGAAUUCACUAUUUUCAGUGGAGCUGGACAUCCCGAUAAAGACUCAACCUGGUCACAUACCAGUUUUAAUACAGGGCACACUUUGCUGUUGUUUUUCUUUCUCUUUUUUGUCACCAAAAAUUGCUUCAUUUUAAAAGAGAACGUAAGGAUGUUUUCUUAAAACACAACCGUUCCUCGUGACAGCUUGUCUGUACUGUAAUGUGUUCCCUGUCUGACUACCUUUUUUAGUGCAAUUUGUUUCACAUCUAAUAAAGAGUGAUAAUGUGUCACCAACUA